UAGUUAACGUAAAUAUGUCCUUAACGGAUCGUGCUUCAAGUCAACUCGUUGACUACAGCAAACAGGUGAAAGAUGAAAACAAUAUUCUGACCAUGUCUAAUGGUGCUCCGAUCUUCAACAAAAAUGCUGUUUUGACUGUCGGACAGAGAGGCCCAUUAUUAAUGCAGGAUGCUCAUUUUGACCGAGAACGUAUUCCCGAACGAGUGGUUCAUGCAAAGGGGGCUGGUGCUCAUGGAUAUUUUGAAACAACUCAUGAUAUUAGUAAAUAUUGUAAGGCCGCUAUUUUUAAUCAAAUUGGAAAGCGAACACCUCUUUUUAUUAGAUUCUCAAGCGUCGGCGGGGAAAGAGGAAGUGCUGACACUGUUCGAGAUCCGAGAGGAUUUGCAAUUAAAUUUUACACUGAAGAAGGGAAUUGGGAUUUAGUUGGAAAUAAUACCCCGAUAUUCUUCAUUCGAGAUCCGUUUCUCUUCCCGAAUUUUAUUCAUACACAAAAAAGGAAUCCAGUUACUCACUUGAAGGAUCCUGAAAUGGUAUGGGACUUUUGGUCACUUCGUCCUGAAUCUCUUCAUCAGGUUAUGUUUCUCUUUUCUGAUCGAGGUAUUCCUGAUGGGUUUCGACAUAUGAACGGUUAUGGUUCGCACACUUUUAAAUUGGUCAACAAGGAAGGGAAAGCUGUUUAUUGCAAAUUUCAUGCAAAGACUUCUCAAGGUAUUAAAAAUCUUUCGGUCGAGAAGGCUCAACAAUUGGCUUCUGAGGAUCCUGAUUAUGGAUUGCGUGAUCUUUACAAUAGUAUUGAAAAUGGACAAUUUCCUCAAUGGGAUUUCUUUGUUCAAAUAAUGACAUUCGAAGAGGCUGAAAAUUUUAAAUGGAAUCCUUUUGAUUUGACAAAAAUUUGGCCCCAUAAAGAAUUUCCUCUUAUACCUGUUGGUCGUAUUGUGCUUAAUAGGUAUUCACUCAAUUAUUUAAAUACUAUAAAAUUUUUAGAAAUCCGAAGAAUUAUUUUGCUGAAGUAGAACAGGCGGCUUUUGCAC
Molecule: messenger RNA, 1031 nt
Organism: Meloidogyne enterolobii
Lineage: Eukaryota; Metazoa; Nematoda; Chromadorea; Rhabditida; Meloidogynidae
Source: the annotation of a GenBank genome assembly